This is a messenger RNA of Saprolegnia parasitica CBS 223.65, 1353 nucleotides long. RefSeq names its product serine/threonine protein kinase. Gene Ontology annotation, molecular function: ATP binding; protein kinase activity. Bases 1 to 1281 code for a protein of 426 amino acids. Gene Ontology annotation, biological process: protein phosphorylation. The transcript is spliced from 10 exons. The record is from RefSeq and is a predicted model, not a curated record. Lineage: Eukaryota; Oomycota; Saprolegniomycetes; Saprolegniales; Saprolegniaceae.
AUGUUGGAAAAGGUCGACUCGGUCACCUCCGCCAAGCCUGGCACGAUUGUGUCGGUCGAAGAGGUCCAGCUGCUUGUCGAUGCUCCCGAUGCCUUUGAGUACAUUUGCGCAACGAUCGAGACCGAGCUCCAGCAGCUGUCGACCUUGCGCGAUGAGCACCUCGUCGAGUACAUGGGUGUCACGUGCGCAGAGAAGACUCUGUAUCUGGUCAUGGAGCACACCGCGGGCGGCACCCUUUCCAAGGUCCUUCAAGAGUUUGGACGACUGCACCGGGCGAUCAUUCCGAGCUACGUGUACCGACUCGUGUGCGGUCUCCAGGCUCUGCACACCCAUGGCAUCGUGCACGGACGGCUCUCGGGCGCGGCUGUCUUUAUCAGUGCCCACGGCCGCCUCAAAAUUGGCAGCUAUGUCCCGUCGCUCGCCACAACACAGUACAUCAUGGAGCACCAUCCGGUCGCCGGCAAGCUCGUGACGCCGCUCGUGACGUCGUUGGUCGAUGGUGUGUGUCGGGACCUGCGCGCUGUCGGCUGGCUGCUUGCAGAGAUGCUCGUCGGGUCGCAGAUUCGGGGAAUCUACGUGGAUGGACCGCACAUUCUGGCCAUGGUCCAAGGCUUUCCAUUAGAACACGCGUUCCUAUCGACCCUCUUUGACGUCAUCUCGGACACGAUGCGCUGUCAAGAAAUCGGCGACUAUUCCAGUACGCUCUUGGGACACGCUUACCUUGAGCCCUCGACAGUGGCGCAGCUCCUGCUGGAGCCCGCCCCCUCACCGAUGGAAGAGCCAUCGGUGCGGCACGAGCUCGAGACGUGCCUCCGCCUUCGCAACGAGCUUGCGAUCGAGGUCGAAGCAUGGAUGCGAGAGUUUCAAGCGACGACGGGCCGGCAUCCCAAGCGAAAAGAGUGGCCGUCGGCGGUCAUGGACAAGCAAGUGCGACUUCGGACGCUUAAAGUGCGCCUCCAAGAGCUCCACGAGCAUGUUCAAAAGGAGGCAAUGGCGUCCAUGGUCAUCUGCGGCCGAGCCACCAACAAGGCGGCGGCGCGCACUCCGACCGCCGACAGCGCUCGGACGCGGUCAACGGCACAAGCUGCGUUCUUGGUGCACAAUUCGUCCAGCUCGCGUAGUACGAGCUUGGCCGUUGACAGCGAGGUCGACGAUAGCACCUACGACGACGACGACGAGGUCGCGUCGGGCCUGUCACGCGCCGCCAAGCAGCACGUGCUACACCAACGCCGAGAGGUCGCGCGCCUCACGUCGUCCUUUACUGAGCAUCCGGCCCAGUAGUGCCAUUGCCGGCAACUGCAAUGUCGGGUGGAAUUUGGCGCCAAAUUCAAUUAAAAUAAAAUAAAAAUCCAG